Molecule: messenger RNA, 2467 nt
Organism: Coturnix japonica (Japanese quail)
Lineage: Eukaryota; Metazoa; Chordata; Aves; Galliformes; Phasianidae
Gene: PHETA1
Product: PH domain containing endocytic trafficking adaptor 1
Biological process (GO): endosome organization; retrograde transport, endosome to Golgi; receptor recycling
Cellular component (GO): recycling endosome; trans-Golgi network; early endosome
Source: RefSeq, a predicted model, not a curated record
GUCAGUGCUCACAGCCCCAUCCCCUGACUGUGGGUGUCUGCAGGGAUGGGGCACCUCCACCUCUCUGUGCACCCUGUGCCAGGGCAGAGGGACAGGAGCACCUCCCCCACCAGCUGCCCACACUGCUUUGGUUGCAGCCCAGAAUAUGGUUGGCUUUAGGGCUGUGAGGAAACACUGCUGGCUCACAUCCAGUUGCAAUCCACCAAUACCCACAAGUUCACUUGGAUAAGGGCUGUGCACAGUCCUUUCAUAGAAUCACAAGGUUGGAAAGGACCUACAAGAUCACCUAGUCCAACCGUCCUCCCUUUACCAUUCCUACAGAAAGCCACUAAGCCAUAUCUCCUAGCUCCCUACCCAAAUACUGAAAGCUUGUACAACGAUCCCCCAGCUUGUACUGAUUGCAGGGGUUGCCACGACCCAGGUGCAGCCCUUGCAAUUGGAUUUGUUCGACUUGAUGAGGUUCACCUGGGCCCGCUACUCAGCCUAUAUAGGUACCUCUGUACUCAUCCAUCCAUCCAGUUGGGAUUACUGGGUCGGACUGGGCCGGGCUCUGCGAGGGGCGGCGGCAGAAGCAGCACAAACGUGCGGGGAGGAGCCGGGUGGCAGCGCCCCGCCCGAGGGGCGGCCCGAUCCACGCCGAGGUGCUGGAAACCGAGGACAAAAGGCUUUAAGAUCCCGAUUGGUGUCCCCGAACCGGGAGCCCUCUCCUGGCUCCUUUCAUCCUGCGAUGUGGCUCAGUAGGAAAGUAAUGGUCAUCCUCGCACGUGUCCGUCUUGUGCUGGGCACGCAGUGGUGACGCGCUGAAAUUCGUCAUUUUGGGGCAGAGCGAGUGGGGACAGCGGGGUGCCAGCCCUGUGCCAGCAGCCGACCCUGCUUCCAGCGCUUCCGUGUCCCCCAAGGUCGCCCACGGCUGGAGCCCAGAGAUAGAGCAGAGCCGUGCCUCGCAGCCCAGCCAUGAAGCUGAACGAGCGCAGUUUGGUGUUCUAUGCCACCUGUGACUCCCCGGCUGACAACGCUGGAUUCCUCUACAAGCGCGGUGAGCGGCACACGGCGUAUCACCGCCGCUGGUUCGUGCUCAAGGGCAACAUGCUCUUCUACUUCGAGGAGCGCGACAGCCGGGAGCCCGUGGGGCUGGUGGUGCUGGAGGGCUGCACUGUGGAGCUCUGCGACUCAGCUGAGGAAUUUGCCUUUGCCAUCCGCUUCAGUGGCACCAAAUCACGCACCUACGUGCUGGCAGCUGACAGCCAGGCGGCCAUGGAGGCGUGGGUGAAGGCACUGUCACGGGCCAGCUUUGACUACAUGCGGCUGGUGGUGCGGGAGCUGGAGAAGCAGCUGGAGGAGAUGCGGUGGGGCUGCCGGCACAACCCAGCCUGCUGCAAGGCACGGCCUUUACGGAUGGAGCACUCCCUGCCAGCUCUGCCUGCGGUUCUGCCAAAGGAGAAUGGCUGUGCAGUAUGGAACAAUGCGCCUGGCGUGGACCGGUUGUGUGAUGGUUGUGAUGAUGACACCAACCCACGGCCACCACCGCUGCCUCCGCGCCGGCGAGCAUCCAGCGGUGACACCGGGACGGCUGAGAUCUCGGCGUUCUGCCGUCUGCACGAGCGGUACGGGAGGGAGGUGGCCCAGCUGCGGCAGGACUGGCAGCACCGGCAGUGCCAGCACCGGCCCUGAGAGGCCCUGAGGGCAUGGAGUGUCUUCAGUGCAAUUUCAGUCCCCUUUAUAGAACUCACAGCUCCUGGGAGCAAGUGCUGAGCUGGGUGCUCUGGGACCUCCAGAUGCAAGGAUUCUGCGGAGGGUUUGGACAGGUGUUGUACUGCCAGAGAGCAGGAACUGCCUUCCCCUCCCUAAGGCCAGCUGAGCCCCACGGCAUCCCUCUGCUCCAGCAGGAUGUGGUUUGUAGAACAAGCACACGAGCACUUCCCUAGCAGCACAGUGCCAAGCACAACAGCCACUGUGGCUUCAUGUUUGCGUGCUGCUGGCACCCAGCAGGAUCCUGGUCCUUCAAUUCACUCUGCAGUGGAGUUGCUUGCACCCAGCCACAUCCUCCAGGGCUCCAGGACAGAUAUUUUAGGGCUAGUGUCACAAAGGGGAAGUGUCACAGCGAUGAACAGGAAUGUGUGUGUCAGCAGCGGGGGGAGCAGAGUGAUUCAUGUGCGCAAGCAGAGCAUGGCUACCAUUGGAGCCUUAGGGUCUCAUGCAGGCAUUUCUCUUGUUCGUAUCCAUUCUGCUGGCCCAAGGACUCUGUGACAUCCCAGCUGGUGCAGUGACUGCUGUUGUUAGACAUCCCACCAGCUCCACCAGCUCCUCCUUCACUAAAGCUGUUGAAUCCCUCCCCUCCUGGGUUUGCUCCUUAGAUCUGGGAGUGAGAGGCACCCUGGGUUGGGCCAAGUAGCCCCAUCUCCAUUUGACUUCUCAGAACUCUGGCUCAAGUUCUUUUUCUGAAAUAAAUAUUGCUUCAGGAAUUCCC